Salvelinus namaycush (lake trout) is the source of this 880-nucleotide messenger RNA. RefSeq names its product dual specificity protein phosphatase 13-like. The coding region runs from base 272 to 850 and encodes 192 amino acids. NCBI's taxonomy places the organism in Eukaryota, Metazoa, Chordata, Actinopteri, Salmoniformes, Salmonidae. The record is from RefSeq and is a predicted model, not a curated record. Gene Ontology annotation, cellular component: cytoplasm. Gene Ontology annotation, biological process: protein dephosphorylation; negative regulation of MAPK cascade. The transcript has 3 exons. Gene Ontology annotation, molecular function: MAP kinase phosphatase activity; protein tyrosine/serine/threonine phosphatase activity.
AUUGAAAGGAACUGAUAUUAUGUUGAUUCGAUCACAGUUCCCACAUUUUAAGAGAAACGUUGAUAACUUUAUGGGAAGAUAGUGUAAACUAAUGGGGCAACUCGUGAAGUUCAUUCUGCGUCUCUGUUGGCUGGCAAUUCUUCUGUGUGUAAGAGGAGCUGCGUGCCUUGCACGCACAGUUAGAGGGAACAUUGGACUCAGGCAAGUCAUACCAUUGAUAUGAUAGCGUUGUAGGAAAUUAUGUCCAUUGUCCAGCACUGAGAGGACAGUCAUGUCCAAGGUGUCAACAACAACAACUGUUCAGGAAGGAUGUGGUUCCUCCUCUGACACUCCAUCUGUGAAGGACUUGGUGAAGAUUCUCUUUGGUGGCAAAAGAUUUGGCAACCCAGUGGAUGAGGUUUGGACUAACCUUUUCAUUGGGGACCUGUCUGUAGCCAAUGAUCGAUACAGCAUAUGGAAGCUUGGAAUCACUCAUGUCCUGAAUGCUGCCCAUGGGAGGCAGCACUGCCUAGGGAGCCACGCUUUCUACGGGUCAACAGUGGACUACCAUGGAGUGCCUGCUGACGAUUCACCAUCUUUUGACAUUUCACUGUAUUUCUAUUCCUCUGCCGAUUACAUCCAAGAUGCACUAAACACAGCAGACGCCAGGAUCCUGGUCCACUGUGCUGUAGGUGUGAGUAGGUCUGCUUCUCUGGUGCUGGCCUACUUGAUGAUCCAUCACCACUACUCCUUGCUAGAUGCCAUCACAAAGGUCAAAGAGCACAGGUGGAUCUUUCCAAAUACAGGAUUCCUAAAACAACUCAGAGCGUUGGAUAACAAACUGCACACAAAGAAACAGGAGAAGAAGUGAAUAUGAAGACAGGUCAACAUUAUACUACAA